AUGGACAUUCUUACAGAGAUGGGCCAUGAAGAAUUGAAGGAGCUCGGUGUUACGGUAUAUGGACAACGCCAUAAACUCAUCAAGGGCGUGGAACGCAUCCGACAAGCCGCUAUCCAAUCCAUAGGACCUGUUUCAAAUGUCAUUAAGCCUUCAACAGGAACGACUACAACCGUCACUGGCGUCCCCGGCGGACAGUCUUCUACCAUUAUGGUUGCAUCCACAUCUGCUGCUAGCACCAGCACUUCCUCUACAUCAUUGCUUCUAUUGGGGACUGGUGGAACAUCUUCUGCCACAGGAUCUGAUGCGGUAGCAGAACCCCGUGUUGGCGUCCAGGCUGUGCACCAGGGAUUCACCGGAGUCGGGGUGACUGAGCCCAGCCCCCCAGGGCCGGCUCACUUCCCCCCUGCUGCUCAACGGGCAACCGUAUUGGUCGAGUUGGAACGCACUGAUCCUGAAUUCGUCUCAGUUGAGGAACAGGUUUGUACUCCUUGUUACUUGCAGUAUGCUCUCGAAGAUUGUUAA
Molecule: messenger RNA, 522 nt
Organism: Protopolystoma xenopodis
Lineage: Eukaryota; Metazoa; Platyhelminthes; Monogenea; Polystomatidea; Polystomatidae
Source: the annotation of a GenBank genome assembly